This is a messenger RNA of Carassius gibelio (silver crucian carp), 1262 nucleotides long. RefSeq names its product cytokine inducible SH2-containing protein b (gene cishb). The record is from RefSeq and is a predicted model, not a curated record. Bases 380 to 1024 code for a protein of 214 amino acids. Gene Ontology annotation, biological process: intracellular signal transduction; phosphatidylinositol phosphate biosynthetic process. Gene Ontology annotation, molecular function: 1-phosphatidylinositol-3-kinase regulator activity. Lineage: Eukaryota; Metazoa; Chordata; Actinopteri; Cypriniformes; Cyprinidae. The transcript is spliced from 3 exons. Gene Ontology annotation, cellular component: phosphatidylinositol 3-kinase complex.
UCUUACUGCUCUCAUUACAGGAAAAUAACAAUCCACCGAGACAAACGACCUAUUACUCUUAUUUGAGUAUACUACUGAGCUGUUUCUUUGCUGUUUUGCGUCAUUUUCGUCCUCAUUUCGCUACCUUCGAUGUCCUAGAGAGUAUUUGACAGAGAAGGCUCGUUCGGUUUAGACAGCAUUAGAUAUUACUGUUGUAAAAUGUUUAGUUGUUGACAGAUUCGCUCACUUUGUGGACGUUUUGUCGCCAUUAUAGCACUGCUGGAACAAUGUCAGUAGCUUUGGCAAUUUGCAGGAUUCGCGUAAAUUUCAGUCUUUUCAAACUGCUGCCCAUUGGUGACGUACAGAAGGUGACGAUUUUAUUCCCACAAAGAAGGCACUCAUGCCAGAGCCACCUUCAGGAAUGGUUGCUAGCCAUACAAGUGGCCAAAAUGAGAGGGAUGAAUCAGAGGUUCAACAAAUUCAGCGAUCCCAAGCCGCUCCCUGCUCGUGGGCCCCAGCUGAGGACUUGCGUUUCAUCACCACCACCUUUCAGUACCUACAUACCUCAGGAUGGUACUGGGGUGGUAUGACAGCCAGUGAGGCAAGGGAUGCCCUAAUUGGAGCUUCAGAAGGGUCUUUCCUUGUCCGUGACAGCAGCCAUCCACUCUACCUCUUCACCCUGUCUGUACAGACGUGGAGAGGUCCCACUAAUGUCCGCAUCGAAUACGACAGUGGCCGAUUCCGUCUCGAUUCCAGUUUUCCAGCCAGAUCUAGCCUGUUGUCCUUUUCUACUCUUCCUAGUCUCGUGCAGCACUAUAUAUCCACGAGUCAAGGGGAGGAGAGGAUAGCAGAAGAACAUCACAUGGUGUCAAAGGACAAUGGCAUCCUGCUGAAGCUCAGGAAGCCCCUGUUCAGGCCUCAGGGCUUUCCAACAUUACAACACCUCACACGCCUCACUAUAAACAGACAUACAGAUUGCCAUACACAGCUGCCACUGCCACGACCACUGAUGCUGUACUUGCAAGAAUACCCCUUUCAGGUGUGAGGACAUUUGGGGGGAUGUUUGUGAAUUUCAGGGGGGGUUCGUUUUUUGCAGAGUCAAAAGUGAUUUAGCCAAAAUGUGCAAAUAUUGCUCCCUGGCAGAAUAAUGGGUACUUUUAUUCUAGCCAUAUAUGUCUGAGUAGGUGUGCAAAUAAGCAAGGACUAUUUUGUGUACAUUUGUUUUUUUUAUAUACAUCUGUAAAUACUUCUCAUUUUAGUAAAAUAAAAUGUUUCUAUAUCUU